This is a messenger RNA of Trichoderma gamsii, 3690 nucleotides long. RefSeq lists its product as hypothetical. The record is from RefSeq and is a predicted model, not a curated record. Bases 1 to 3690 code for a protein of 1229 amino acids. The transcript has 3 exons. Gene Ontology annotation, molecular function: GTP binding; microtubule binding; GTPase activity. Lineage: Eukaryota; Fungi; Ascomycota; Sordariomycetes; Hypocreales; Hypocreaceae. Gene Ontology annotation, cellular component: membrane; microtubule; cytoplasm.
AUGGCUCCUGAACCGCUGGACAGCGAAGAGACGAGGCGUCUCCUUGCAACCAUCUCCAAGCUCGACGAUUUGUGCGUUCUCUUUGUCGACCAGCCGCAAAUCAUCGUCGUGGGAGAUCAGGGCUCUGGCAAAAGCUCCGUCCUCGAGGCCAUCUCGCGCAUCCACUUCCCCGUCGGCGAUGGCGUCUGCACGCGGUUCCCCAUCGAGCUGGUGCUGCGGAGAGCUCCCCAGGAGCAUACCUCUUUGGAAGUCUUGUUUGAUGCCAAGUCGCUCGACGUUGGUGGCAGAAGCUUUUUGAGAACAUCGCGUACAAGAGAGCCAUUUUUUCACAUUGGUUUUCCAAGAACUGAGUUGCCGGCUCUAAUCACCAGGGCAAAGGAGCACAUGUGCCUUGAAGAUGGAAAGGCUACAGGCUUCUCGAGAGACGUUCUGCUGGUGGAAAUCGAAGGCCCAGAUGUCCCAUCGGUGACUCUAGUAGACCUGCCUGGAUUCAUCCAUCCUGGCUUCUCGUCGCAGCUUCAAGAUUGGAAGAUCGUUGUCGAUGACUUAGUCGACAGCUACAUGAGGCGGCCAAACAGCCUCAUGCUCACCGUUGUCUCUGCAGACGUCCCCCUAUCCGCACAUGCCGUCUUGAACAGGGCUGCAAGAUUUGACCCAUAUGGAGACCGCACCAUUGGAGUCAUCACAAAGCCUGAUCUCUGUCCAAGCACAAACAUAGAAGAUCAAUACAUCAAACUCGCCAAAGGACAAGAACCCAACCACCGUCUGCCACUUGGUUGGCAUGUUCUACGCAAUCGUGGACCCAAAGAGCCAGCAGUGGACUAUGAUGAGAGAGACGCCGAAGAAGAUUACUUUCUUGCAGAAGGGACACGGAAGUGGUGGCGACUGCCUUUGAACAGGGGAGGAGUCGAUGGCCUUCGGGGAAAUCUGGCAGAAACUCUCCUCAAGCACAUCAGAAACAAGCUCCCAGAUCUUAUUGAAGAGGUUGAAAAAGAGAUUGAGACUCGUCAGGCGCGCCUCAAGAAAAUGGGAGCAUCCAGAACCAACAUCAACGAGAUGCGAGACUAUCUACUCGGCAUCUCGGCCACUUUCCACAGGCUCGCCGAGCAUGCUGUCGAAGGACGGUACAACGAUCCAUUCUUUGCGAGUCCCACUGUCCAAGAGACUAGCAAGAUCAAGUUCAGAAAGCUGAGGGCUCUGCUCCGAAACUUGAAUCGAGCGUUUGCGCUCACCAUGAAGCGCAAGGGAGCCAGAUACAAGAUUCAGUGGGAGCAGGAACAGCAGGAUAACGACAACGGCGAGAACGCAGAAGAGCAGCUUGCCAACUACAUGGCCGAAGCUGAGGCCCCCGAGUAUCUCCAGCCUUAUCUCGACCUGUACGAUUUCCCAGACCCGACGCUCAAGUCAGAGGCCACAAUCAACACCAGAAUCGAGCGAAUAGCUUCUGGUAGCCAAGGCGCUGAGUUUCCCGGCCUGCCAAAUAGCGAUCUCAUCAUGCAGCUCUUCCGUGAUUUAUCUGAACCAUGGCCACGCAUUGCUCUCCGCCACCUCGACAUCGUCGUCGAACGGACGAGACUCUUUGUCUACCACUUGUUUGACUACAUCUUGGAAGACGACAAGAAGACUCGAGAUGCCAUCUUGGCCGAAUACGUGGACCCUGUGUUUGAAACCACCACCGAAGCACUGAAGAGCAAGUUGAACGAGAUUUUACGUCCCUACACCUCGGGCCAUGGCCUUCCACUUGAUUUGGAGUUUCGAGCAGGGCUCUCGAAGCGCAAGCUUGCCCGUAUGACGGCGCAGAUUGCUGAGCUUCUUGAGCAGAAUCAGAGCUCCUUUACGUAUAGUACGACGUCGUACCGGUUAAUCAAGUAUGCAGAUGUUCGGAAUAUGGUCAUGGAGGCGAAUGGAAUGACGCUGAGCAGCGAUUUUGGAACGGAUGUUGUUAUUGACAUGAUGUUGACACAUUAUGAGGCAAGCCUCAAAACAUUUACAGACAACGUUGUCCACCUGGUCAUCGAAAACUGCCUCGUUUCCAACCUUACCGACAUCUUCUCCACAAAGAUUGUAACUCAGAUGAGCGACGACAAGCUCAGACAAGUCGCCGAAGAGUUGCCUAAAGUGAGGGAAGAGAGAAUCGAGCUGGAAGAUGAGAUUGAGAAACUGAGACUCGGACUGCAAGAGUGCCAGCGUUCCAGGCCUAGAAAUUUCGCGGAGCCGGCAGAUAAUUUUCCUGAGCUCACAUCUCCAACUGGAACCAAGGCUCCAGAGCCAAACACAUUCUCGCACAAAGACGUCAAGAAGCCAGCAUCGAGAAAAUAUCGGGUCAAGCUGCCGCCUUUCACAGAAUAUGCAAAGAUCACUACUCCGUCGGAGUCACCGUUUGGUCAAGUUGCCUCGACUGGUGUCAGUUUUGCGACGCUCCUGCAGAAAGAGCCAGACAUUUCAUUUUCUGCUUUGAAGGGAAAGGCUCCCGUCUUCGGCACAGAUGUCAAUGAAGACACCUACGAGUUUGAGAGCGAUGAUGAAAAGGCGAAAAGAGUCAAGUCUGAGUCUGAGCCCAGCAUCUUUGGCUCGCGCAAAAUCGCUGAACCGAGUAAAAGGAUUCCAAGCCCUGCCACCUCUUUGUUUGGUGCAAAGGCCCCAGCCGCCAAAAGCUCCCUAUUCGGGAGUGGUGCAGCAAUAACUACGACUCCUGCAACUGCAACCCCUGUGACAGCUUUUGGCUCUGUUCCUGCUUCUAGCAGCAACUCAGCCCAGGGCACUGGUAAUACUGCAGCAACUACAACUGCAGCCGUGAAGCCCGCAUUCGGAUCACAAAACUUUGCAAAGCCGGCUGAUGAUUCCACGUCUGGCUCGACUGCGGCAACUACAGCUACAGCUGCUAAGCCUGUAUUCGGCUCUCAGAACCGCCCAAAGCCAACUACUGGCUCUACAUCUAAUCCUACUGCAUCUGCAGCCCCUGUUUCCGCAUUCGGUUCUGUAUUACUGGCUCAGAAUGCCGCCCAAAUACCAUCUCUUGGUGGUAAAACCCCCUCAGCUGCAACAACCCCAGCAGCUAAGCCGUCUCUUUUUGGUGCUGCUACACCAACUUCACAGGCUUCUGCUGCUCCUAAACUGUCUCUUUUUGGUGCAACAACUACGUCUCCUCAAGCCUCUGUUCCUAAGCCAUCUCUAUUUGGUUCUGGUAUAGCGACUUCGCAGUCUCCUUCUGUCAAGCCGUCUUUAUUUGGCGCAGCGACCUCGACUUCUCAGGCCCCUGCUCCCAAGUCAUCUGUUUUUGGUUCUGGUGCAGCCACGACAACUUCUCAAGCUGCUGCUCCAAUAGCAUCAUUCUUUGGUACUGUUGCAGCCACGACGUCUUCGCAGUCUACUGCACCCAAGCCGUCUCUGUUUGGUACAACUGCAGCGCCUUCUGUUCCUGCGAUGCCCUUUGGAGUCUCAAAACCUUUGGUUUCUGCUCCGAAGCCGUCCCUUUUUGGCACGUCCACAACAUCGGCGACGACGGCAGCGACGACGACAGGACUGACGACUGAGAAGAAAACAUUGGCGACGACGGUGGAAUCAUCAAACUCUACACCGUCCAAGACACCAUCGACUGAUGGCUUGGUUGGAUCGCCAGCUGCACCUCCACCACAGUCAUCUCUAUCCGACACUGUAAAAUCGUCGUCGUCGUCAAUUGUUAACGCUUAG